GAGACUGCCCCGGAGGGGGUGCGCCCUCCACGCCGCUGCUGGACCAAUUGCGCCCGGACUCGGACCCCGCUGAACAGACCCUGGAGGUUGUUGACACCUUGACUGGACAAUGGCAGAAACGUCCCCGGAGCAGGCUUUGGGAUGCUUGGCUGUCCACUCAGCCACUCACAGCGACUCCGUCUUGGCCAGUUUGGAGGAUCAGAGGAAGAAGGGCUUUCUCUGCGACAUCACCUUGAUCGUGGAGAACGUGCACUUCCGGGCCCACAAAGCCUUGCUAGCUGCCAGUAGCGAGUACUUCUCCAUGAUGUUUGCUGAUGAGGGGGAGAUGGGCCAGUCCCUUUAUAUGCUGGAAGGCAUGCUGGCCGAUACCUUCAGCAUCCUGCUGGAAUUCAUCUACACGGGUGAUCUCCACGCCAGUGAGAAAACUGCCGAGCAAAUCCUGGCAACGGCUCAGUUCCUGAAAGUCUAUGACCUGGUAAAGGCGUGCACAGACUUCCAGAAUAACCACAGCUCCUCCAAGCCCUCAACUUUGAAUCCUGCCGGGGCGCAGGUGGUGGUGAUCUCUAAUAAGAAAAAUGAUCCUCCCAAGCGGAAACGGGGAAGGCCAAAGAAAGUCAACCAUUCGCCGGAAGGAGGUAAACCAGGACCCGCUGCCGAGGAAGAAAUACAGCUCAGGGUGAACAACUCCGUGCAAAACAGACAGAACUUUCUGGCCAGUGAAGGCGGCAGCGGAGUGCUGAGCCAACAGAGCCCAGCGAAAGAAGUGGAAGAAGAUCCACCGAUGUGUGAGUCCAGCAGCGGGGUGGAAGAACUCCCGACUGAAAAGGAUGAGAACUGUGAUCCCCAGACCCAGGAUGGGCAGGCCGGCCAGAGUCGGUAUAGCAAACGGAGGCUCCGGAGAUCUGUCAAACUUAAAGAUUACAAACUCGUUGGGGAUGAAGACGAUUAUGGUUCUGCCAAAAGGGUCUGUGGAAGGCGGAAACGUGCUGGCCCUGAGGCCCGCUGCAAAGACUGCGGCAAAGUCUUUAAGUACAAUCACUUUUUAGCAAUCCACCAGAGGAGCCACACUGGGGAGCGGCCUUUCAAAUGCAACGAGUGUGGGAAAGGCUUUGCCCAGAAGCACUCGCUGCAGGUCCACACCAGGAUGCACACGGGCGAGCGGCCCUACGCCUGCACUGUGUGCAGCAAGGCGCUGACCACCAAGCACUCCCUGCUGGAGCACAUGAGCCUGCACUCAGGGCAGAAGUCCUUUACCUGUGAUCAGUGUGGGAAGUACUUCAGCCAGAAGCGACAGCUGAAGAGCCACUACCGCGUGCAUACAGGCCACUCAUUACCGGAAUGCAGCCACUGCCAUCACAAAUUCAUGGAUGUGUCUCAGCUAAAGAAACAUCUACGCACGCACACAGGUGAGAAGCCAUUUACUUGUGAAAUUUGCGGCAAAUCUUUCACAGCCAAGAGUUCUCUUCAGACGCACAUCAGAAUCCACCGAGGAGAAAAGCCGUAUUCUUGCAACAUAUGCGGCAAAUCCUUCUCGGACUCCAGUGCCAAGCGGAGACACUGCAUUCUCCACACGGGCAAAAAGCCUUUCUCCUGCCCGGAGUGCAAUUUACAGUUUGCCCGCUUAGACAACUUGAAAGCUCACUUGAAAAUCCACAGCAAAGAGAAGCCCGUUGCAGACCCCAGCAGCAGGUCCAGCAGUAAUGGUACCGACGAGGUGCGGAAUAUUCUCCAUCUGCAGCCGUAUCAGCUCUCGGCCUCCGGAGAGCAGGAAAUCCAGCUUCUCGUCACCGAUUCUGUACAUAACAUCAAUUUCAUGCCCGGCCCCAGCCAGGGCAUCAGCAUCAUGGCAGCCGAGAGCUCCCAGAGCCUGACCCCCGACCAGACUGCCAAUCUCACCCUGCUCACGCAGCAGCCAGAGCAGCUGCAGGGUCUGAUUCUGUCCGCACAGCAGGAGCAAACCGAGCACAUCCAGGGCCUCAAUGUGAUCGGAAGCCAGAUGGAGCCCACCCAGCCAGAGCCAGUGCACGUCAUCACACUCUCCAAGGAAACCCUGGAAUGCCUUCACGCCCAGCAGGAACCCACAGGGGAGCUCCAGCUAGCAGCAAGUACUGCCGACCCGGCUCAGCACCUGCAGCUGGCCCAGGAGGCUGGCCCCCCGCUACCCGCCCAGCACGCACCCCAGCCCACCCCACUUAGCCAGGGCCAGAGCUGACCUGUCAGCGUGGGGGGCUCCUCUCCUUGGCCUCUUCUCUGGAAGCCAGCCGCAUCUGGAUGGUAAACGCCUGAGGUCCGGCUUUCUGAAAGGCUGGCGUGCACAUCCUUGCAGAGAUGUGAUAACUAGCUGGUUCCUGUAACGCCUUUCGGGCAGCGAGCUGCACCCAUCCUGGGUUAAAGAGGACCGGCUUGGUUUUAGCGGAUUUUCAUUUUCUUCAUCUAUUGCAUCUCUUAAGACUGAAGCACUUUUUCUUGAGGGUGUUCAUUUAGAGUUUUCUGUAGAUGGUAAUGCUCACAGUCAGAGGUUAUGGGCUUGCUGACGAUUCCACAUGUUGAUAGAAUUGGGUCAAGUGUUGAUUCCACUUCCUGAUUUCUCUCGGAUGCCAACCACUGUAUGCCGACCGCAGCCCACUCAGGGCUGCAUGUGACAGGUCACGGUUGGGGAAUUUGCCCUUGUAAGGUUUCCAAUCCCCCAAAAAAGAAGAGUCAGCUCUCAGUAUUUAUUCUCACCAUGGCCUCUUGAUGUCAUGCUUAGGUAGAUUCAGGACAUGGAAACUACAGUUUAUGUAGUUACUCAGUUAAUGUAGCCAGAAAGCCUAAACUAUAGGAGGUUUUUGUUUAAUUCUGAACUCAAUUUUUCAGAGAAACGUGGACUUAAAAUUUUAAUUUAAGUAUCUAGAUUCGAUCAAGACCCCUCCCCCCAAGUAUAUUCUAAAUAAAGCAAAGAGAUUUGCUCUUCUCGAUAAAGUAAAAGCUUUCUUAAAUACCCUGCUUUCUUAAAUACCUUUCUUAAAUAUUACUCAGUAUGGUUUCAGUGUGAAAUGUGCUCUGCCAAAUUCUAAAUGAUCUAAACAUGUCGAUCCUGGGUAAUCUUCUGGAGAUGGGAACGUGUUAUAAUUUUGAACUUUAUUGCAAACUAAAUUCAAUCCCACGAAACGGAUACAUCAUUCCUUUAAACAUCCGUUUCCACUCUUAAAAGCAAUUUGGGACCUCAGAGACUGAGUUAGUAGUCAGUACACGUGACUUUAAUCAUUUUCUGAUUUUAAAUAGCCAAAAGGUUCAAGUAUGUUUGGGGUGGGUUUUACAGCUUACUGUCUGUUUUUUUGUUGUUGUUUUUUCCCCCAUUUUGUAAGCACUUUACUCACCACUCACUCUCAAGUAAACUGGUAGGGUUUUUUUUUAAUAGAAGCCACCACCCCCAAAAAAAGGUGUAUAAUGGGUUAUCUAAAUUAGCAAAAUGCUGGUGGGGAAUAGAGGUGACAGACCCUGAUGUUACCAGUCUUUCUACAGGAGUUCCGUCUGCCUCGGAUGUGUUUGAUUCCACUCGAAUCAAGGUAACUGUUUGGGGGGAGUAGCGUAAUCGAGAACUCUUCAGAUUUGAGAUCAGAUGAUCCAUUUGCCAAGCUGUCUAUCAUUAUGUGUAACUCAGACUUUUCAGAAUGAUAAGUUGUAUGGGUUCCAACCAAAAUCAAGUUAAAUCAGACCUGACUAGUUAGUGUAAGCGUUAUAAAUACAGUUAUACUCUCUAGGUACGAUUUCAGGUUGCUUUUGAUUCAGGCAUUUAAAGUUGUUUAACCAGAUCCUUAAAAUGGAACGUUCUUAUUGACCGUUUUCCCACCCAGUAGGCAUACAUAGUAUUAAAAUCUGUGACAUUU
Echinops telfairi (small Madagascar hedgehog) is the source of this 3869-nucleotide messenger RNA. It is a transcript of the gene ZBTB24, whose product is annotated as zinc finger and BTB domain containing 24. The record is from RefSeq and is a predicted model, not a curated record. Gene Ontology annotation, cellular component: nucleus. The transcript has 7 exons. Gene Ontology annotation, biological process: regulation of transcription by RNA polymerase II. Gene Ontology annotation, molecular function: DNA-binding transcription factor activity, RNA polymerase II-specific; RNA polymerase II cis-regulatory region sequence-specific DNA binding; protein binding. NCBI's taxonomy places the organism in Eukaryota, Metazoa, Chordata, Mammalia, Afrosoricida, Tenrecidae. The coding region runs from base 110 to 2212 and encodes 700 amino acids.